This is a messenger RNA of Aspergillus caelatus, 1794 nucleotides long. RefSeq lists its product as uncharacterized. The record is from RefSeq and is a predicted model, not a curated record. Lineage: Eukaryota; Fungi; Ascomycota; Eurotiomycetes; Eurotiales; Aspergillaceae. Bases 494 to 1345 code for a protein of 283 amino acids. The transcript has 2 exons.
CGAUGACAUAAGGCGGUUUGAAUGGGCAGAAUUCCCUCACUCACCGAAUUGACCGCCUCUGAUCACUAGCAUGACGCCAUGCCACAAGCAGUAAUGGUUCCUCAUGACGAUCAUCAUGUGAUCGACAUAGAGUUCGGUGCUGAAUGGUCAGACAUUGUCCUGUAUCUGACCGCGUGAUAAUUAUUGUGCUCGGGGGAAAAUCUGCGAGGUAGCGAGUUCAGCUCGUUAGGCAUACUGUUUGAUUGAGGGGCAAACCCAGUGUGAAAAGUAGGAGCCGUUCAUGGUUACUUAUUCCUUCUUCUCCUGCUACUUGCCAUCUGGUUUACAGUGAAAUUUGCUAGGUUGGGAGAUCAGGAAAGGCUCUCUAGUACCCGCGACUUCCACGGAUCGAAUCGAAUCUCCACCGCAAGCUCGGGUAUCUGGAAAUCUAAAACUAUAGAUUACACGGCAACUCUCGUAGCGUGCCUACCCCUGCCGAUGCGAGCACGCCAUCAUGGACUCCUCUGAUUUGAUCCAACCCACCACCAAAAGCGUCAGCUCCUCUCCCACGCAUCGAUCUUCAUCCCCCCGUCCUUCUAAUAGUCAACCGAGACGCAUGUCUCCCUUAACUGCGCGGGAUCAACCCAAUGUGGCGCCUGACCAGGGCCAGCCACCACCAUUCAAUGAAAUCACUCCGAUCGUGAGCAACGGCUCUACUAGACAGAACUAUCAAUCCACAGAGGGUUUGAGGAAUCGAGACUCUGGGUUCGGAGAUAGUCAACCGAAAAGCUCUGGCCAACGGAACACAAGGGAAGCCGACCAGCAAAACUGGCAAUCCGAUUCGACAGAACCCCAUGUAUCGUGGUUCAGUCGGAUCGCCGAUAGAUACGGCAGUCUGGAGUUGGAGAACAAGGGGAGUGUGGCUCGCGAUCAUCUGGCAUUAGAGCGAACAUUUCUCGCAUGGUUAAGGACAUCCUUAGCAUUUGCAUCCAUCGGAAUCGCCAUAACACAACUUUUUCGCUUGAACAGUUCAAGUUCAAGCACAUCGGGUGCGGACUACUCGUCGCAAGCCCUUCCCCCAUUGUUAUCACCACCGUUCUAUGAUCCCACGACCAUUAGGGUGACUGCCACUUCCGAACGUCUUCGGAGUAUCGGUAAACCUCUCGGAACAACUUUCAUUGGUGUCUCUCUUGUUAUUCUGCUGAUUGGAUUCCAUCGCUACUUUGAAAGCCAGUACUGGAUCAUUAGAGGGAAGUUCCCCGCUAGUCGCGGCAGUGUAGCGGUAAUUGCGUUUGUAGCCGCUGCUUUGAUCAUAGCCGCUUUAGUCGUCAUAUUAGCCAUCUCACCGGGCUCUGUUGAAGCUUAGUUUUAGCGAGGCAGGCGCUGCUACUCUUUACUCUCUUCAUUCUCCGCUGGCCGACCAUCGAUGACUUUUCACUAUAUCGGCUUUUAUUCUGGUGUAAAUGGAGGACCUUCGGAACCCUACUGUGAUCGACGUUUGUAACCCACGAAGACAGUCUCAUGUAGAUACGUGUAUUAGUGAAUAUAUAAUGUAAAGUGCCUAUUCGCGUGUGAAGGAGUUAGUCAACUGUUGUAUGGUUGUUCCGAAUGUCAGGAUAGGAGUCCAAACUAUGGAAGCCAUAACAGAUUGACUGAAGCACACCAUGUAUGAUGUCUGUCAACUCAUUGGCCCGCGCAUUGUUAUCCCAAGGGCGACAAAGCAAGAAUACUCUAUAUUGUCCGUUUCAUAGAUUCUUACUGUCUGCAUAGAAGGGACAUGCUCAUGUUGACUUGCCAGUCUAAGUUCAGCGUCUC